This is a messenger RNA of Arctia plantaginis, 933 nucleotides long. The record is from the annotation of a GenBank genome assembly. Lineage: Eukaryota; Metazoa; Arthropoda; Insecta; Lepidoptera; Erebidae.
AUGGUUAUUGUCGAAGGCAGUGAAGCAAAUAAAACUGGACAUAGCUCAAAACCGACGUUAGAUAAAAGAAGGAGCAAUAUAGUUGACGAAGCAUUUCUAGAACAAAAAGAAAUAUUAUUGGAUAUGGUGCGUAUAUUUUUUGAAAGUAAAGCUUUGGAGAAGAAAAUGCUGAAUAGCGACGUUUGUCUAUACUUUAUGUUACUAGAAUCAAAACUAAAGGAAGUAAGAGACAAAAAGAAGAAGAAAACUAUUGAUGGGAAACAUCUCGAUGCAUUAGAACGCGAUAAGUGUGAAAGUAUGCUCAAAAAUGUUGACGUUAAUGUUAAAAUAAAUGGCAUAAGCGCUGUUGGAGAGGCAGAUUUGAAACUUAAAUAUGGGAAUUCGAGUAAAGGAUUCAUAAAUAUUAACUCAACCGGAAUUUCCAACGUUGGCCAAGCUAACAUAGAGUUGGGUGUUGGAGAAAGUGCCGUGUUCAUCCCGGGCCUCAGCAACAUAUUUAUUGAUCGCAAAUUAUUGGAUUGUGUAAACAAAAGAGCGACUACAAUCAUAGCAAAAGCAAAGUCUGAUGACACAAAGAAAAUUGAAGAUAAUAAUAAGAAUGAAAUGGAUGCUCAAGUUGACAUCAGGCCUGAUGCGUCUACUGUGCCUUUAUCGGAAAUAAUUACAACCACCGCCUCCAAAAUAGUUGAGAUUGUUAUUCCUACUGCUUCAACGCUUUCAUCUAUUGUAAAUCAACCACCUCCCGCAAUAUUUCCUCCGGCUCUUUUCGGUGAUAUAGUUCCCCGAGCGAAUCAGCUUCCAAUAGUAAAGGGUAUGCCACAGGAGAUACCCCAGGCAAAUCCGCAACAAGCUCUGCCUCAGGCUCUUCCACAAGCUUAUCCCCAAGCUGUUCAACAAGCUGUACCACCAAAUGGUAUUAUUAAUGCUGUUUAG